Messenger RNA from Cyphellophora europaea CBS 101466, 1116 nucleotides. RefSeq lists its product as uncharacterized. Bases 1 to 1116 code for a protein of 371 amino acids. NCBI's taxonomy places the organism in Eukaryota, Fungi, Ascomycota, Eurotiomycetes, Chaetothyriales, Cyphellophoraceae. The record is from RefSeq and is a predicted model, not a curated record. The transcript has 2 exons.
AUGUCUGAAUACAAUGCCACGAAGAUCUUUGUCGUUGGCGGCACCGGUGCCCAGGGCAUUCCAGUCAUCCGGGGCCUAGUCAAGGACAAGAAGUACGCAUGUCGGGUCCUCACGCGUGAUGCAAACUCUGCUCGAGCACAGCAACUUCUCGCUCUGGGAAACGUUGAGCUAGUCACGGGCAGCUUCGCAUCAGAGCAAGACCUCCGCAACGGCUUUCGUGGGUGCGAUGGAGCAUUUGUGAACAUCGACGGAUUCAAUUGUGGCGAGAAGACAGAGAUCUACUGGACGAUCCGUGCCUACGAGCUUGCCCUGGAAGAAGGCAUCAGAUUCUACGUCCAUGGAAACCUCGACUACACCUACAAGAAGAGCGGCUACGAUCCCAAGUUCCGUACCGGCCACUAUGACGCCAAAGGACGCAUCAGCGAAUGGAUCCUCGCCCAGACCAAGGAUAAUCAACACCGCAUGGGCGCCGCCAGCUUCACAACGGGACCAUAUAUCGAAAUGGCCAUCGCUUCCCGCACCAUUUUCACGCCUGUUAUUGAAGACGGAGUAGUGACGUGGCGUGUGCCCCUUGGUGAAAGAGGGGGAGGCGUGGUGCACGUGGCCCUCGAUGACUGCGAGUACUACGUCCGCUGGAUGUUCGACAAUCCGAUGCGCAUCAACGGUCGGGAUCUCGAGGUGGCAGUCGAGCACGUUAGCUACCUUGAACUCGCAAAGGCCUUUGAGAAGGUGACGGGCCAUCCUGCUCGGUACAUCAACACAAGCCUCGCGGACUAUUGGUCUACAGGCAUCAUGGCGGUCGCAGCCAAGUCAGCCUCGGGCUACAACUCGGAUCUGAACGACCCGGCAGCGAUGACGUUCGAACAGAACUUUACAGGAUUCUUCAACACCUGGAAGUAUUCGUGGGGCAACAACGAGCAAGCCGUGAUCAAGCGGGACUACAAGCUACUGGACGAGAUUCACCCCGAACGAAUCAAAUCUGUGGAGGAGUGGUUCCGCAUCGAGGAAGAGAAGGGCAAGAAGUUGGGGAAGGGCGGGUUGUGGGACAGAGUGCAGACGGCAAACCUCAGACCGAUCCUGAAACUUGGGGAGGACGGAAGGAGAGGCCGGCUGUAA